Molecule: messenger RNA, 837 nt
Organism: Calliphora vicina (urban bluebottle blowfly)
Lineage: Eukaryota; Metazoa; Arthropoda; Insecta; Diptera; Calliphoridae
Exons: 2
Coding region: 1-837 (278 amino acids)
Source: RefSeq, a predicted model, not a curated record
AUGAUAUAUGGCAACGAUAACAAUGCAAGUACAAACAACACCAGAAAUAUUAACAACAUAAACAACAACACACAUCUCAACACCACAAAUCUCAACAACACAAAUACCAACACAAAUCUCAACAACACACAUCUCAACAACACAAAUACCAACAACACAAACCUCAACAACACAAAUUUAAACAACACAAAUUUCAACAACACAAACCUCAACAACACAAACACCAACACAAAUCUCAACAACACACAUCUCAACAACACAAAUACCAACAACACAAACCUCAACAACACAAAUUUAAACAACACAAAUUUCAACAACACAAAUAUCAACAACACAAAUCUCAACAACACAAAUAUCAACAACACAAACACUAACAACACAAAUCUCAACAACACAAAUUUCAACAACACAAAUACCAACAACACAAACCUCAACAACACAAAUUUCAACAACACAAAUUUCAACAACACAAACACCAACAACACAAAUCUAAACAACACAAAUCUAAACAACACAAAUACCAACAACACAAAUUUCAACAACACAAACGUCAAUUACUCAAACGUCAAUUACGCUUAUGUCAACGCCACCUCAAACAUAAAUCUGAACAUCACACACAACACCAAUACAAACGCUAGUAGUUUCAACACAGCAAACAACAUAGCUACCAAACUACAAAUAUUAAACAUCAAAAGCAUAUACUGUACCACUUUAAUUAAUGAGUUCUACAAUGAUCAUAGAUUCCUGAAACCAAUCGAUCACCUGUACAACACAAGACGUCGAGCAGAAGGAAGAUACAAAAGAUUUCUAAUGCUCUCCGAAGAGCUUGAAGAUUAA